Neolamprologus brichardi is the source of this 5410-nucleotide messenger RNA. NCBI's taxonomy places the organism in Eukaryota, Metazoa, Chordata, Actinopteri, Cichliformes, Cichlidae. The record is from RefSeq and is a predicted model, not a curated record.
UGUGCGUGUGUGCGCCACAGGUUUUCUCCGCUGCAUCAUGCUGCCCUUAAUGGGAACCUGGAGCUCAUCUCUCUGCUGCUGGAGUCACAGGCUGCUGUCGACAUCAGAGACCAGAAAGGUAUGCGGCCGCUGCACUACGCAGCCUGGCAGGGGAAGGCGGAGCCCAUGAAGAUGCUGCUGAAAUCGGGUUCGUCUGUCAACGGCCAAUCAGACGAAGGACAAAUUCCUCUCCACUUGUCAGCGCAGCACGGCCACUAUGAUGUGUCUGAGAUGCUGCUGCAGCACCAGUCCAACCCGUGCAUCGUGGAUAACGCAGGGAAGACGCCUCUGGACCUGGCCUGUGAGUUCGGCAGAGUUGGGGUGGUCCAGUUGUUGCUGUCUAGUAACAUGUGCGCUGCUUUGCUGGAGCCCAAAAAAGGAGACACGACCGACCCUAAUGGGACGUCUCCGCUGCAUCUAGCUGCUAAGAAUGGACACAUAGACAUCAUCAGGCUGCUGAUCCAGGCUGGCAUCGACAUAAACAGGCAGACCAAAGCAGGCACUGCCCUGCAUGAAGCUGCCCUCUGUGGAAAGACUGAAGCAGUGAGACUCCUGCUGGAGAGUGGUAUCAAUGCCACUGUGAGAAACACGUACAGCCAGACUGCGCUGGACAUCGUCUACCAGUUCACUGCAACACAAGCCAGCAAAGAGAUCAAACAGCUGCUGAGGGAUGCGUCUGCAGCCCUUCAGGUUCGAGCUCUGAAGGAUUACUGCAACAACUAUGACCUGACCAGCCUCAACAUCAAAGCAGGAGACGUCAUCACGGUUUUGGAGCAGCACCCCGACGGACGCUGGAAAGGCUGUAUCCAUGACAACCGGACAGGAAAUGACCGCGUGGGCUACUUUCCAUCCACCAUGGUGGAGGUCAUCAGCAAACGCACAGGUUUGGCCAGCACAGUCAUUUGCACUCAACAGUUUCAAAAGAUACCGCUGGUUGCCCCGGCGACGGUUGCCCCUGCCAACGCAGUAGUCAACGGCAACGACACCACGUUCCAUCAGAUCCAUAUCCUGCCUCCACCGCCUCCUCCUCCACCACAUUCCCAUCAGCCACUGCUUCCACUUUUCACUUCCUUUGGCUAUAACAGGUCACCCGUGACAAGCCCACAGGGAGACACACCUGCUGCCCCAGGUUGUCGCGGCUCAGAGGCAAGUCCUCAAAGUUCUCCUACCCCGUCCAGCGGGCCCCAUGGAGGCUCCAAUGAAGAGAUCUGGGUACUGCGCAAGCCUGUGGCAGGUGGAGAUCGCAGCAGCGUCGGUAGUUCCGGCAGUGUAACCAGUGUGAGGUCAUCAGGCAGUGGGCAGAGUGCUGGCAGCGCUGCACACAUCCUCCACGCACAGGCUGAGGGGGUUAAGCUUUUAGCCACCGUCUUGUCUCAGUCUGCCAAAGCGAAGGAGCAUCUGAUGGAGCAAUCCAAGUCUGUGGAUCAGCCUCCAGGCUCUGCCAGCUCCUCUCGGACAUCGAGCCAAUCAGGCUGUCCACUCCACGAAGCGCCGCCUUAUGAUGCCACGGCAACCAGGAAGGGGGAGGGUCCAUCGGAGGGGAAGAGCUCAGAGGCCGUUGUCCAAUGGCUGAGCGACUUUCAGCUGCAGGUCUACGCUCCAAACUUCCUGGGCGCUGGGUAUGACUUGCCCACCAUUAGCCGAAUGACCCCGGAGGAUCUGACCGCUAUUGGAAUAACUAAACCAGGUCACAGAAAGAAGAUAACAUCAGAGAUUAACAAGCUAAGUGUUACAGAGUGGCUGCCUGAGCAUAAACCUGCUAGCCUAGGAGAAUGGCUAUCUUCUAUUGGUCUAAGCCAGUACCACCAGAUGUUAGUGCAGAACGGUUACGAGAACAUCGACUUCAUCACGGACAUCACUUGGGAAGACCUACAGGAAAUAGGCAUCACCAAACUGGGCCACCAGAAAAAACUAAUGCUAGCGGUGAAGCGGCUGGCUGAAAUGCAGCGCAGUUCAGAUGGGCGGGGCUCCCUCCGAAAGAAGCCCCCACCAAUCACGCAGCAGCAGGAAGUCAUGUCGAUGGAUAGUCCCCCCCCAGAUGAGGUCAUGUCUCCCAAAAUGAGCACCUUCCAGGACAGCGAGCUGAGCACUGAGCUACAGAGUGCAAUGACCCAGCCAGUUCAGGAGGUCAAAGCUCAGCGAACACGCAGCCUCAGCAAAGACCACGAUGAGGUGCUUACAGGCGGAGGAGGAGGUGGAGGUGGGCCACCUAAGAAGGAGGCCCGGACUAUGAGGCAGCAGAGCAGCCAGGGAAGCACGUCCUCUCACCGAGGCAGUGUAUCCUCACAAGGCAAACAUCGUCACUCUCAUUCUCACUCGCAGCCUGCACCUCCCUACACACCCCCACACACUCCUACCAAGACCAGGACCUCUUCAUCCUCGUCCACAUCAUCUGUGCAGAGCUCGUCUUCCCCACAGGCCAAACCCAAGCCGUCCCCACAGUUCAUCCAGGGGGAAAGACCUCAGUCACCGCGCUCACAUCCUCCUCAGUCUCCAACCCAUCGCGGAGCCCCGUGUCAGCUUCAGCCCCAGCAGCAGCAACCUCAAAUGCCGCCGCAGCACCAGGCUCACCCUCACCCUCAGCACCACCCACAGAUGCAGCCGAUGGAGGUCAGGGAGAGUCAGCAAGUCCCGGUCCUCUGUCUCCCACCAGAGGCAGAGUUAGCAGAGGAAGAAGGACCAAAGAACUCGUCCGUCCAGAAUAGACGUGCUCACACGCUGAACCGAUACCCUGUCUCAGAUAGCGAGUGCGAUGAGAGAGCAGGAGGAAGAGGAGGGGGUGGAGGAGAAGCAGAAGCUGACGUUGUAAGCCAGAGCUCAGCCGCUGUGAGAGGGGAAGGAGGGAAAUACGCCACAGUAACACACCGAGUCAGCCGUAGUCACUCUGUACGCAAUCAGGAAAAGGGCGCCAACCGAAACCAGAGCCAGUCGUUUGCUCUCCGUCAGAAGAAAAAAGGCCCACCCCCACCACCGCCCAAACGCUCCAGCUCAGCCAUCUCCACCUCCAACUCCAACCUAACAGAAGCCAACACACAGCCAAAUACGCUCACCACUACUGGGGGGAUGCUGGAUGUGCCUUACUACCAACAACGGCGGGCCAGCGACCUGGGGGUGUCCGUGGAGACAGCUGCCGUGGAGACGAGCAGCGUUGGCAGCGUGAGGAGCAUUGCCGCCAUGUUAGAGAUGUCUUCUAUAGGGGGAGGAGCCAAAGGCAUGGCAUUGCAGAAGAACUUUUUGCAGUGUGUAUUUUGUGUAUGUCUGCAGGGUGACGGCGAGGGUCACCAGGGAGAUGGCAGCUACGCCCAGGAGGACAUCUCCAAUGUUGAAGCCACGGCGACCUUAAAACGACGACCCCGCAGUUCCAAGCCCCACACCAACGGCUCUGACUUCACCCUUCAAGAGUCAUCCACCGUCAAGCGACGACCCAAGAGCCGCGACAAAGAGCCCGAGGGCUACGCAGAGCUGGCCACAGCCAACGGGGAGCCCGCGAACACCGGGCAGCCAAACACCACGCAGCCAGUUCCCUACCAGAACGGCACAGCCACAGUGAAACGCCGCCCAGCGUCUGAUGCUGGAGUGAUCGAGCAACCGCAACCCCAACCGCAACCUCAACCUCAACCUCAAACACAACCACAAGUGACUGCUGCUCCUCGCAGGGACAGCUUGGACCAAGGAGCUCCAGUGGUAAAUGAAGGUGGUCCUGUGAGGAAACCAAAGCCUCCAGUCUCCCCCAAACCUGUAGUGGCACAGAUAAAGAGACAGGGAGGACCUCAGACCCCACCGCAGCCUGUAUCCAACAAACGAGUACCCCUACCAGGUCCGGGGACACCUGGAAGUCCAGUGGAAGGAAAGAAGAUCCCUCCACCAGUUUCACCCAAACCAGCGCCACCACCCACAGCGCCCAAACCAGCCAAGCUCAUCCACUCCGUAACUGGCCCCGCACUGUCGACCCCAGCCUCUGCCCCGCCCAAGCAGCACUCUGCAGUGGCCCGACAGACCAGUUCACCGCCCUCCUUCCCCCCGUCUAACACUCCCAGCCCGCCGAACGCCAAACCGACGAGCCCUUCCUCCCAGAGUCCCCACACGCCACAGACACCCACCACACCACAGACACCUCAGACUCCUGCCACUCCCAGCCCAACCCCUCCGCCUGUCAAACCCCCACGAUCCUCCAUUGGGGGGGUGUCAGUGGACAGCGGGAUGUCAGGGGGCGGGGUCACGGCGCCAGCCGCAACGACAACAGAGUUCGGAGUGGAUUCAUUGGUGCACCAGAAGUUGGAGGAAACAAGCGCUUCGCUGGCUGCUGCUCUGCAAGCCGUGGAGGAUAAAAUACUACGACAGGAAGACUCUGUGGCCGAGCAGAAGACCACAGUUAGCAUCCUUGACGACAUCGGCAGCAUGUUUGAUGACCUCGCCGACCAGCUUGACGCCAUGUUGGAGUAACUACAGAAACCAGCCGGUGCGUCUCCUUAGCAACGCUGCAUCAGAAGUGACUCAGUUGGCACAACGGGCAACACGUCUCUCUAUCUCGCACCUUCUCCUCAUCCUUCUCUCUCAUCAUUCCCCUCCACCCCUCCCUGUCAUCCGUCCGUCAGUCUGUCGCUGCGCCAUCCCCUCCUCUUCCUCUCGUCUCCUGAUGAUAACGGAGCAGCACCGCAGUCCCGCACAGACUUGGCAAGAGAAGGAGAGAGCAAGAAAGAGGAAUAGAUAGAGAGACUAAAAGAGAAAUGGUUGGGGAAAGGACCAAAGACAAGUGAUGGAGGAGAGAAAAUAGAACAAACACACAAAUGACGAGAGAUGAAGAAAUGCAACAAAAAGGAGGAGACUGCAAUCAAAAUGUGAGUCUUUAAAGAACUCUUCUGCUCAGAGCGAGCAAAGAAACAAAACCAAUACAGAAUGAAAAACCAACUGUGUAAUGAAUCAUAGUAUGGUAUGUGUACAUUAUAAGCAUGGAGAGUUUAUAUCUACUGAAAAAGUCCUGCAUUAGCACAGUAAUAUAUGAUAUACCGAUAAAUAUGAAUCUUUAGCUCUUUGGUUUGAUGUCUUGGUUCUGUGUGGAAUGGUGACCUCUGGUGUUGUGAUGAUGUAAAUGACUUGAUGGAUUUUUAUUUUUUUUGUUUUUGUUUUUUAUCCGUGACCAAAACGAGACUAUUCAGCUCCUGAGGUGUGUGUGUGUGUCUGUGUGUGUCUGUGUGUUGUGUGCACGCGAGAGAGAGAAGGAGCGCAAUAGGAACAGGGUGGUAGAUGUAUGCAUGUGAGUGUUUCAGGAUCAGAUUGUGUUUCCUGUCCUGGCUGCAUCUCUGCCACAUCUUCGUCAUCACCCUGCACACACACACACACACACACACAAAGCACAAUGCAGUCAGAUUGA